Molecule: messenger RNA, 1461 nt
Organism: Eutrema salsugineum
Lineage: Eukaryota; Viridiplantae; Streptophyta; Magnoliopsida; Brassicales; Brassicaceae
Product: E3 ubiquitin-protein ligase RZF1
Exons: 3
Coding region: 270-1241 (323 amino acids)
Biological process (GO): protein ubiquitination
Cellular component (GO): cytoplasm
Molecular function (GO): ubiquitin protein ligase activity
Source: RefSeq, a predicted model, not a curated record
UGAUUGAGCAAGACACGUGUCAAUACUCAAUAGAGUGAGACGGAGAGAUUCUUCCAGGUUCGCUCUCUUUUUCGUCUUCUUCCUCCAAAAUCCAAUCUCACCACAGCUUCUUUUGAGGUUUCUCGUCUUUCUUCGGAUCUAUGUGAGGCUAAUAACUAGUACCUGACUGAAGCAGCCAAAAAGCUUCCUAAGUUUCAAGCACAGGGAACUUCAUUUUCCUCUGGUUUUGUAACUCGCAAAGAAGAAGGAGAUUGUGACGAGCUGGAGGGAUGUCGAGUGGUAGAAACACUCACUGGUGUCACAGAUGUCAACGUGGUGUUUGGCUUCGUGGUCGAGACUCUACUUGUCCCUAUUGUGGAGGAGGAUUUGUUGAGGAAAUCGAUGUAGCACCGAAUAUCCCCUUUGAUUUGCUUAGAGCUCACAGGGAUGUUGAACGUGAUUCAACCUUUGAUCUCAUGGAAGCUUUCUCAGCAUUCAUGAGAAGCCGCUUAGCUGAAAGAAGCUAUGACCGAGAAAUCAGUGGAAGAAUUGGCUCUACAGGUUCUGAAAGCUUUUCAAGUAUAGCUCCUCUGUUGAUAUUCGGUGGCCAAGCUCCCUUUAGAUUGGCUGGUGGAGAUAGUAACUCAGUUGAAGCCUUAUUCAACGGGUCACCUGGAAUUGGUAUCACUCGUGGCAACAAUACCAAUGCGGGAGACUACUUUUUCGGACCCGGUCUUGAAGAACUGAUUGAGCAGCUUUCAUCAGGGACUCAUCAUCGAGGUCCACCACCUGCACCAAGAUCAUCAAUUGAUGCAUUGCCAACAAUCAAGAUCACACAGAAGCAUCUCAAGUCAUCAGACUCUCACUGUCCGGUUUGCAAAGACGAAUUCGAACUUAAAUCAGAAGCAAAACAGAUGCCAUGUAACCAUAUCUAUCACUCUGACUGCAUCGUCCCAUGGCUGGUUCAGCAUAACUCAUGCCCUGUCUGUCGAAAAGAGUUACCAUCAAGAGGAUCUUCUUCAAGCACACAGAGUGAUCAGAACAGAAGCACCAAUGGAAACAGAAGGAGGAACCUUUUCUCUAACCUCUGGCCAUUCCGCUCGUCUAGCUCAAGGUCGACACAAAACCGCAGAGAUACAAACAACGCAGCCACUGCAGAAGAAGGCCUCUAUAAUCAUCACCAGCAACAGCAGCAGCAACAAUAUCAACAUCAUCAACAACAAUCUCAUAUGGGUUACAGUGGGUGGCCUUUUGACUAUUAAACGUAAAUCUAAACUCUUUUGUUGAAGCCUUUCUAUAUCACUUUGGUCUUUCAUGUUUUCGUUUGUGCUUUGACUUGCUCUGUCUCUCUUUCACCUACUAUGUUCAUUGGUUGCUGUAGAUCUUCUGUUUCCGUUGUUUACAGUUUAUCAACUUUGUGUUUAUUUAUGGAUUUUAAUAUCACACAUGUUAGCAUCUUACUGACUGUGCAUUAAUAAUAUG